AUGAAUGAUUUAAAUAAUGCGGUAUUGUCAAAAAAGCAAGUUGACAUAUUUGAUGAAUUACAGGAAAUAAUUACAGACCAUCAAAACGUAAUAAAGUGAGUACCUGUAUUACUAUAUUAAACGGUAAAAAUAUAAUAUUUUAAAAUAACAGUUUAAUUUAAGUUGUUAACUAUAAUUAUCUUUGGUAAGUAAUGAGACUGAUAAACAUUCGAUAUUAACAAAUCGAACCAUUUUUUGUUUAACAUCUCAUAAUUGCUUACAAUUGUGUUAAGUUUUAAAAUUAAAAAUCAUAUAAUAUUUUAUGAGACUUAUAAUUUGUGAUUGGUGAUUAAAUAAAAGUAAAGUUAAAUCGAGAACUAUAACUUAUAAAAACGAAUACGUAAAUUAAGAUUCCAAUUCAAGUGGUCAAUUGAUUUAAAUAAUUAAUAUUUUGAGCUAAAAAAAUAGUAAAAAAAAAUAGAAUGAUAGAAAAGUUGAAUGACCAAAAGGUGAGUAUGCGUUAAUCACUUCUUCGAGAAAACAUUCCUAAGCAGUAGCUACUGAAAUUUGUAUUGGUAAAUUAAUUAACUAAUAAAACUUAAAAGUACUUAUAAAAUCAUAAAUAAUAAAUUAUAAAAAUACAAAAAUGGUUGGUGCUCAUCAAGAUUUUUUUCAAUGAUUAAAAAAUGACCCAAAGUUUGACUUGGAUUUUUUAUCAUGCCAAUGCACCAAACCGUAUUCUGCUACAACUUGGAUUCUAAUUUGGAUAGAAUUAUAAAAACAAUAUUGGUUGUAAAUUUCACACGUGCUAAAUUUGUAUUUGUUUAAAACACAGAUAAUUCAAGUCUCUUCUUCAAGAAAUCGAUGUGGAGUUCCACGAUUUACUACUCUACAAUAAUGUUAGGUGGUUGAACAGAGGAAUUGUUCUACAGAGGUUUAUUGAUCUCUUGAAUAAAAUUAAUCUAUUCCUUCUAAUUAACUAUAAUAUAAAUGUAUUAGAACUAAAUACGUAGGAAAAUAGGAUAUAGGAACGAUAUAGGAUAAGGAACGAGUAUAUAAGAGGUAGCAUAGACGCAGCUUCGAUAAUAAAAAAAUGAGAAAAAUUGGACCAAGGUGGUUUGGGUAUCAUGCAGAGAAAAUAAUCAGAAACAGUGAGAGUUGUAAUGAAAAUAAAUGUAGGAAGAAAAAAAGGAAAAGAAAGACCAAAAUAGAGAUGAUUGGAUGCGAUUGAUAAUGAUAUAAUAAUUAGCGUAUACAAGUAGAAGAAUAUUGUUAUAUAUAUAUAUAUAUUAUAUCUGUAAGUCUAUUUAAAUGUAUAAUAAUAAUUUUUUUUUUUUUUACAGGCAUGUAAAUGAUUGUUAUUCACUUUUUCGGUCUCUAAUGUUGAGUCAGAUUUUUGUAGCAUCAAAUUCACAUGUGCUAGUUUGGUUCUUUGUUUCAUUGGUAUAAUUAAUAAAUUAUAAACACGUUUUUUUUUUUUUUUGUUAUAUAGACACAACAUACACAAUAUACUUUACAAACUUGUAGUGAAGUAUAACAUUUUUUUUUUUCAUAUUAUUUUUUGAAUGAAAUAACGGCAUAUCACCAUAAAAUAAUAGGUACACAAAUAUAGUUAAUAUCACAGUAGGAAAAUAUAAAAUAGGUGUUUUAUAAAAAAGAUGUUACUAUGACGUCCACACUAGGAUUUAUUUGCCGCCUUUAUAUAUUUAACAGACAAUAAUAUAAAAUAGUACUCAUACUUUAACCAUUAAUUAAAUUGUAUAUUUAAUCAAUACUUUAAUAUGCUUAAAACAAAAAUUAAUUCACCAAAUUAAUACAUAUGCGAUAUGUAUUCAAAGAGGGAUAUUUUGACAUCUAUUAUGAAAACUUUUAUCGACCACAUCUAGACCGAAUGGAGGAAACUCAGAGUUUUAGACUUGUUUUGUUGGCGGAUUGAGUGAUAACAUUUUGGUUAAAUUUGAUUAUAUUAUUGUUGUGGACGGUGUUCAUUUGUUAACACGGUUCUAUUGACCUCUAAAUAAAGUCAGUCAGACAAUAUCUUAUAAAUUAUGAACGGUGUACGUAUUAGUGAUGUGCCUUUUAGAUGUUUCGCCUUUCAAAUCCAUUUCUAACCAUUUGUAUGUUCCAAUUUCAUGUUUUUACAGAAAUUAUUUUAAACAUCCUUACAAACUAAAAUGUAAUAAAACUUUGGCAAUCAUAAUUAUUUUAGAUUCAUUUAAUAAAAAAAUGAAAAAUUGUAAUGGCAACAAGUCGACUAGGGAAAAAUUUGACUAUACGGACGGAUUUCUGUUGCUCAUAUAUUUUUCUUUUUAAUUUGAAUAGGAUAUUGUAUACAAUGAAAAUAUAACGAUUUAAGUUAGUGAAAUCAUUUUUGUUUCAAGUCCAUUAGAUUCUGAGCAGCGGAGUAUCCAGGAAUGAAAGGGGGCUAUGUCUCCCUAACCGUUAGCCAUAUUCUAUUAUAAUUUUAUUAUAAAUGUAUCCAUGUUUCAUGCUAUUAUAUGGGAUCUAGGAUAUAUCGGCGCUGGCGAUUCAGCAAAAUGUCAAUUCGACGAUGUCCUUUUCGGCGCUUGAUCAAUUCGACGAUACGGCAAUGAUACAAUUUUUAUUUAUUUUGUAUUAUUACUAUAAAUGGUUUUUAUAUCUAUUAAUAGUAAACAAAACUUUAAUAUUAAAUAGUAUAUCAUAUCAUAUAACUAGCUAUCACCCGCCCGGCAUUGCCCAUGCCAAUUUUUUAAUUAUUUUGACUAUUAUUCCCAUCUUACCAAGUAUAUUGGACGAGGAAAAACCCCAUUCACGGAAAUUACAAUUUUAUUUCUUUUUAAUUUUACUAUUGGCAUGAUUACUGAUAAUUAGGUAAAAAUAAUUAAAAAUUUGGCACGGGCAACGCCGGGUGGGUGACAGCUGGUUAUAUUAUAUAAUAAGCUCUUACAUUAGACAUAAAAAAACAUUUAUAGGUGAUGAUAAACGUACCAAAAUAAUAAAAAAAAAUUAACAAUUGUAUCGCCGAAUUGAUAUUUCACUGAAUCGCUGGCGCUGAAACGUCCCAUUCCCUACUUUAUAGUGUAUUAGGUUACGGACAGGAAUUUCCGCUAUUUAAGCAACACAAAUACGUCUACGAAAUGUUCAGACAAUCUGAUAUAAAUAUGUAUUUAUACAUAACUUAAACUAUUAUUAUAAUCACUUUAUGCAUAGAUUCAAUACAUACCCAAAACUCACGAUUUGAAAUAACAACAAAAUUCUAAAAUGUAUUUGCUUGGUUUUUUUUUUUUUAGAUUAUUUCUGGAGCUGAAACUGGUGAUUCUAUGAUGAUACUGAAAGUGUUUAGCAUACUACCUCUGUUAACUUUUCAAUUACUUAUGUCAUGCUAUUUAUGCGAAACUAUAAACGAAAAAGUAAUUAUACAAUAUGUUACAUUUGUGUUUAUUUUGUUCAUUUUAAAAAGCAAAAAUAGAAAAAAAAUUCUCAACAAAAUAAUAGAAAAUUUAAAGUACAACAUUAUCAUCAUCUCUACAUUAAUUGCAUUUUACAAUCAUGUACAAUGAUAUCACAAUAUGUGAUAUAAUGUUAUAUCGCAUACAUUAUUAAACCAUUACAUAAGUACCUAUUAUAUUAUAUAAUAAACACUUUGUAAAACAAUCAAUUUAACUUUUAUUAAUAAUAGACUUAAAACCAAACAUUGUUUUAAUUGACUAUAAUAGGUACAUUUUUAUUUUACUAGAAAGAUGCCAUCAUUUUCUCGUUGUACAGCAGUAAUUGGAUCGAUAUGAACAUAAAAAGCAAACAAUUAAUCUUAUUAACGAUGAAAAUAAAUAAUGUUAACACGCUGAAAAUUAUGUUUACAAACACCAAAAUUGUUAAUUUGGAAAUGUUUACAAAAGUAUGUAUACAAAUUGAGUAUGACAUUUUCUUGUACAGGAACAUUUAUCAUAGCCUUGUCGAGGCUUCCAUUUGCUUCUUAAGUGAAAAUCGAUCGUAA
Molecule: messenger RNA, 3955 nt
Organism: Cinara cedri
Lineage: Eukaryota; Metazoa; Arthropoda; Insecta; Hemiptera; Aphididae
Source: the annotation of a GenBank genome assembly